This is a messenger RNA of Fonsecaea monophora, 2874 nucleotides long. RefSeq lists its product as hypothetical. Bases 1 to 2874 code for a protein of 957 amino acids. The record is from RefSeq and is a predicted model, not a curated record. Gene Ontology annotation, molecular function: mannan endo-1,6-alpha-mannosidase activity. Gene Ontology annotation, biological process: carbohydrate catabolic process; fungal-type cell wall biogenesis. The transcript is spliced from 3 exons. Lineage: Eukaryota; Fungi; Ascomycota; Eurotiomycetes; Chaetothyriales; Herpotrichiellaceae.
AUGCUUCAAUUCUUGAUCCUUGUGGCCAUCGGUCUCCUUUCUUUCCUGGCACGGGAUGUUGCUAGCAUCGUCCUUGAUGUUGAUGAUACACAAUCCAUUCUGGAGGCGGCCGCUCUGACCGCUCGAGGCGUAAUUGACCUGUAUAACGGCAAUCAACCCGGGGGAACUCUAGGAAAAUGGCCCUUUCCGCCCUACUACUGGUGGGAGAGUGGCGGCGCAUGGGGUGGGUUGAUGGAAUACUGGCAUUACACCGGCGACGACAGCUAUGUCAAUCUCACGCAAGAAGGACUCAUUGCUCAACUUGGCCCCAAAUAUGACUUCAACGUUCCUGCCGAAGCCUUCGACACCGGAAACGAUGACCAAGCCUUCUGGGUCUUUGUGGCCAUGUCCGCGGCCGAAUAUUCCUUCCCUCAAUUGCCUGCUCCCUACCCAUCCUGGGUGCGGAUUGUCAGCAAUGCUUGGGAAGAUUAUGUUACGCGCUGGAAUUCUUCAAGAUGCAACGGAGGGUUGAAAUGGCAGUUCAAUCCUCAGAACGCAGGCUACUACUACAAGAACAGCGUCUCCAACGGCGCAUUCUUUCAGCUCUCGGCGAGGCUGGCCAGGUUUACAGGCAACCAAACAUAUGUACUUUGGGCGGACACGAUCUGGGAUUGGGCAUCGGCAAUCGGCCUGGUGGACAAUAUCUACAAUGUCUUUGACGGGACUGAUGAAACUAUCAACUGUACCGGCAUUGACCACCAUCAAUGGACUUACAAUGUUGGCGUCUUCUUGUACGGCGCGGCAGUGCUGCAGAACUACACCAACGGAUCUUCACCUUGGAUCGAGCGGACCGCAGGCCUUCUCGACUCAACCAAUACUUUCAUCAGUCCCUUUCGCAAUGCAUCCAACAUCCUGUUCGAGGCGCAAUGCGAGCUCUCCAUGUCCUGCAAUGUCGACCAGCUGUCAAUGAAGGCCUAUCUCAUUCGGUGGAUGGCCGCGACGUCGAAGUUGGCGCCUUUCUCGGCAGGUCGAAUUGGUGAGGUGCUUCGAGCCUCCGCUCAAGGUGCAGCAGCAUCAUGUACGGGAGGUGGAGAGAACAAUACAUGUGGCAGUAAGUGGUACAUUGAGGGGUGGGAUGGUACAACCGGGCUGGGUCAACAGCUCUCGGCACUGGAAGUCAUGUACUCUCUCCUGGUCAAUGAGACCAAUCCACCCGCCACCUACCCAGAUGUCUCCAUUCUGCCUGCCCCCCAGUCGCCGACAAUCACCGCUACUGCCACCGAAGGACUGCCAACUGCCAGUGGUAUCGCUCGUCCGCUUCACGAUGGAGCGGCGAUCAUUCAAUCCAGGGCCCAGAAUAAGAUUCGGCCCCUUGUCGCUGCCUUUAUCACCUCAUUAGCAGUAAUACAAAUCCUCCUGUUCCUCACCGUCUCCCUCGCCGUGUGCGGCCUGCUUGAAAUGAGCGACAUGGGCGUCUCCCUCCUCUCGUCCUCCGGCCAGGGCGUGCUCGACAUUCACAACGAUAACGGAGGCGGCGCCGGUGGUGAUGGUGGAAAGGAGGACAUUGGACAAGAGAAGGAACCCGCGCGGCCCUCGGCGCAGACAAGAUAUGCCUACAAAUACACAACACUGGAUGGGUACUUCCUCCAAGACGAUCUCUCGACGGUCGCCGCAGAUUUCGACUUCAUGGCCACAAACUUUGGCCUCAUCGACCGGGAGUACAACUCGGACGAGUCGCUCCCUGACAACGGACGGGACAUGACGGUGUGGCAGAGGUUCGAGCACCAUAUUUCUUCAUUGAACCGCGCUGCGCAGGACGACGAUGACGACGACGACGACGGAGAUGACGACAGGAGAAACAGAAAACGCCACGGGUCCUCGGCGAGGUAUCUACUUCUGUUCCUCGGCCGGCAUGGAAACGGCUACCACAACAUCGCCGAGCGCUACUAUGGUGGCGAGGCGUGGGACUGCCACUAUUCAGCGCUGGAUGGCGACCCGGACGGGAUAAUGACCUGGAGCGACGCUCAUCUGUCAAAGGAAGGACAGAGACAAGCGAGGGAGGUCAAUUCGUUCUGGACAAGACAACUCGCCGAGCAGAAGAUGAGUUUGCCGGAAUUGUGGCUGGCGAGUCCCCUCGAUAGGGCGAUGGAGACCGCCGACAUCACAUUUGAUGGCAUACUACCAGGUGGAGCCAAGUUGGAGGCCAUCGUGAUGGAGAAGUUGAGGGAAGGUACCGGCAUCCACACGUGCGACAGACGGAGCGAUGUUUCACGCAUCCGCCAACGGUUCCCGACCUUCAACGUCGACCUGGACCAGUAUCUGACGGAAACAGAUGAGUUCUGGGAUCCGGACCGACGGGAACCAGACACGGCCUUGACAGAGCGCCUGAGAGCUUUUAUGGACAGUCUCAUGGACCAGCACGAGCUGAUUGGCGGCAAAGAGAGGCUCAGCAUAACCAGUCACUCUGGUGCGAUCGGUGCUCUGUUGAGGGUGUUGAACCACCGGCAGUUCAGUCUGGGCACCGGAGCUGUGAUUCCUGUGCUUAUCAAGGUCGACAAGGUUCCUCUCGAUGAUGACCAUGAUGACGCAGACAGAUCGAGGAACGCCAAAAGAUCCGUUUUGAGCAAGGAUAAGCGGCACGGCGGAUCGGGAGAGGGAGGAAACCACGAAGAACCCAAGCUGAACCUGCCUGACAAUGACAGCGGGGAAGGUGAAAAAGGCACAGAGAACGCAAAUCAGACAUCAGACAGUGACGCGAAUGACCGCUCGAAAUGGCAGCCCAUCCCGUCCUGCCCUGCGGACAUGGACCUCCCCACUAUUGGCCACAGCCGCUGGGGCGUCGGGCUGAGAGAGUACCUCGAGGGCGUGGAGAAUGGGACAAUAACCAUUGUUUAA